AUGACUUUACAAAGUUCCAUACGCCGAUGCUCCCCGGUUACCAUGUCUCUCUCACCCAGCCAGUUCAACUCAAUGCAGCCAAAGAAUCCAUUCAAAAUCAUCACCGGUCUAUCCAACAACGCGUUUUCUUUCUCUUUUUUUUUAACUUUCACGACAAACUCAAAAGGAGAGAAGAGAAAAAAGAAGAUUGAGAACAAAAGCAUUCUGAGACGGCAUAUCAAUAAACGAAGGACCUUAACAAACACAGAUUACACAACGUCCUCUAACCUAUAUGCCACCUACAUGUCAGUAGAAAACAAUCCUUGGAAAGAAUCCGAGGUUACACCAACUCAAUCACCUCAAAAGUCUACCACAUCAACCACAUCAACUACAUCAACGUCGCCUACACCCAAAAAGAAAUCUGCUGCACCACCAGCUAAUGGCGAGCUACGUCCAUUGAGAUUAGCCAGGCAAAGAGACAGGCUAUCAACUACCUCUGUUUUGUCCACUAGUCCUUCUGGUACACCAACGACUACAUCUUUUUCAUCUCCUGAUAGACGAUCAAGUGCCACCACAAAUACAACAACUACUGAAGAUGGAUUUCAAUGUCGGCCAAUUAGACUUGGGUCGCAUAGAAAUGUAUCCACUGAAGAAGUUAAAAAACCAGAACAGCCAGAAGCAACUAUAACUAGAAAGAAAUCAAUCCAGAUUAGGAAUUUACCGAUUAAGCGAAAUAGUGAAUCAAGUACUCAUUCGGUGAUUUCAGUGAAAAGUGGCAACAAUAGUGAUCAUACACCUGAGAAAGAUGACGAUAUGGUAUUUGCAAUAUGUGUUGUUGAUUUCCACCAUCAACGAGGUCCGGAAAUACAAUGGUGGAGAUCAAAUUAUCACCCUACAUAUACACCCGAUUUAUUUCGUAAUAUUCCAUUUCAGGCAUUACCUGAUGGAUCCCACUUGUUUGAGGAAACCUUUCUGAAUUUCAAUCUUGUUUACGAUUUUGAUCAGGGGAGAUCUAUUGAUGAUUUCGAAGCAUUGAAUGAGUUUCAAGGUGAUCCACGACAUUUGAAAACUUUAUUUGGAUGUUCUUGCGUAAGGCAAGUGCGAACUAGUGAAUUGUCGGCAGAAGAAAGAGAACGAAAUAAAGAUAUUACUAGGUCUAUCGUCCAAAAGGCAGUGGUUGUAAUUGUACGCAAGCAGCCCAUUUUCACCAAGAUAAAGGAGAAAUUGUCUAUAAUCACAAAGAGUUUCUUUUUGCAAGAAAGUUUAAAUAAUACUGAAGUGUUGGAUCAUUUGUUUGACAAUUUGAAUAGUCAGUUUAAGCUAGUGGAUAAUGAAUUGCAAGUUAAUCUCGAGCAAGAAGAAGAGUAUUAUGUCAAUUUGGAUCUACGAUCGUCAAUAUUGAAAUUUAAGUCCAACUUCAUGAUUAUAUUCAAGGCUUUAUUACUAGAGAGGAAGAUUCUCAUUUAUUCGACGGAUAAUUUGGAAAGUUUAGCACAAUUUCAAAACAACUUGAUUUCGCUUAUACCUAAUCUUAUUAACAAUUUAGAUGAUUCCGGAUGUCCACUUAUAGAUUACAUUGAAACAAAUGGACCCUUAGAAAAACCGCAAUCAUUGGUUUCGAAUAGUCGAGCAUCAAUGUUGAGAUUCUUUGGACUUCCUUUGCAAAUAUUCAAUACGAAAAAUUCAUUCUGGAAUCCGUAUGUACCAUUGCAACAGCUAAGUGAGUUGAAAGUGGAUUCCUUUAUGAUUGGCUGCUCUAAUUUGUUAUUCGUUAAUCAAGCAACAUUAUAUGGAGUUGAUUUAUUGAUUAAUUUAGACACUAAUGAAAUUACAUACCCAAAGACAUUGUCCACACCCGACUACCUCACAUUAACGCAUCAAGAUAAAAAAUUUAUUAAUCAUUUGAUAAGCACCGUUCAACCUGAUUCCAAGGAUUAUAUUGGUAAUGAUGAUUACAUCCGUUACCAAUUUGAAGAUUAUCUAAACUCGUUAAUAUCAGUAAUGAGAUAUCAUCAAUAUGCCAGGCGUUUCCAUCAACCACCGCCAGGAUUUUCCCCUGAUGAUCCAGCUGAAGGUGAUAUACACGAUUUUAAUAAAUCUUAUAUUCAAGCUUGGGAAAAGACAGAGAAUUUCAACAUUUGGCAUGCAAUGGCUGAUGAAUUUAUUUUUAAUUUUAUUGAACCUUGUCACAUUGGUCAUUCUUUGAAACAACCAGGAUCGAUAAAUAAAAACAUUGCUAAUUUUUUCAAUUCUUUUGCAUUUAAGACCAAUGCAGCUACAGCAGCAUCUGAUGAGUCUAAAGCGCACAAGUUUAUUGUUGAGGAUACCACCACCAAAAAGGAGAAUGACGAUGAGCUAGUUGCUGGAUUUGAGAAAGUUGGUGUGUCCCACAAUGACACUAGUGAUGAGGCAAAGCCAAAAUCAACUUGGACAAAUGGCUGGUUCAAAAAGAAAUAG
Messenger RNA from Lodderomyces orthopsilosis Co 90-125, 2436 nucleotides. RefSeq lists its product as uncharacterized. Gene Ontology annotation, cellular component: cytoplasm. The coding region runs from base 1 to 2436 and encodes 811 amino acids. The record is from RefSeq and is a predicted model, not a curated record. The transcript has a single exon. NCBI's taxonomy places the organism in Eukaryota, Fungi, Ascomycota, Pichiomycetes, Serinales, Debaryomycetaceae.